Amblyraja radiata (thorny skate) is the source of this 1586-nucleotide messenger RNA. RefSeq names its product adhesion G protein-coupled receptor E3-like. The record is from RefSeq and is a predicted model, not a curated record. Lineage: Eukaryota; Metazoa; Chordata; Chondrichthyes; Rajiformes; Rajidae. Gene Ontology annotation, cellular component: plasma membrane. Gene Ontology annotation, biological process: cell surface receptor signaling pathway; adenylate cyclase-activating G protein-coupled receptor signaling pathway. The transcript is spliced from 10 exons. Gene Ontology annotation, molecular function: G protein-coupled receptor activity. The coding region runs from base 1 to 1392 and encodes 463 amino acids.
AUGACUGUCUCCAGUCAAACAACCUGGCUGGACAUCUCCUGGCACCUGUAUCAGCUCUGGACACCACAAAACCUUUCCACCAUCUACAAGGGACAAGUCAGGAAUGUGGGCAAAUACAUGGCCAACAUCUGUCAAGAGUUUAACACCAUCCACGAUGAAGCAAUCCCCUUGAUUAAUGUUGCUGCCGUUGUCCUUAUCUCGUACAAACAUCUGGGCUCUCUUAUGGAACAGAACCUUAUGGAAGGCUGCGAGAAUGAAAGCAAGCUGGGGCUGAACUCAGAUAUUGUUAGUGCUGCAAUAACGAACACAGGCAGGAGCCACCUCCUGGAACCAGUCACUCUCACCUUCGGCAACAAGAAGCUCACUGAUAAAAGAGCCAAGUGUGUCUUCUGGAACAGCUCAACCUCCAGAUGGUCCACUCAAGGCUGCCAAUUGGUUGAGUUCAACGCAGCAUACACAGUGUGCAACUGUACGCACCUGACAAGCUUUGCGGUGCUCAUGGCCCUGGAUGUAAUAGAGGGGAAUGAUGCUCACAAUCUACAUCUGAUCACUCUGGUCGGCGUUAUUGUCUCUCUGGUUUGCCUUGCGCUGUCAGUCCUCACCUUCACCCUGUGUCGGGCCCUUAAAAGUAUCAGGACCACCAUCCACACUCACCUGUGCAUCAGCCUCUUUUUGGCAGAACUGCUGCUCAUCUUUGGAAUGGACAAGACCGAAUAUCGGGAUCUUUGUGCCGUCAUCGCUGGAUUCCUGCAUUAUUUCUUCCUGGCCUGUUUUUCCUGGAUGCUCCUGGAAGGUGUGCAGCUUUACCUCAUGCUGGUGAAAGUCUUCAAUGCAAAGAGUAUGAGACCAACGUACAUGUACUUGUUUGGCUACGGUUGCCCCCUGAUUACUGUUGGCAUCUCAGCAGCCGUGUAUUCCCAGGGAUAUGGAACAGAGAAGCAUUGUUGGUUGGAUCUAAAGAUGGGAUUUAUCUGGGCUUUCCUGGCUCCGGUCUGUGUGAUUAUUCUGGUCAAUGGAGGAUUUUUUAUUAUGACUGUGUUGAAACUGACUGAAAAGUUUUCAAGUAUCAAUCCUGAUAUGGACCAGUUGAAGAAAAUCAGGGUCUUUACCUCCACUGCUGUCGCUCAGCUCUGCCUCCUGGGAUGUACUUGGAUAUUUGGCAUGUUGCACUUCCAGAAGGAAACAAUUGUCAUGGCCUACAUCUUCACUGUGAUCAACAGCAUGCAAGGAAUGUUCAUAUUCAUCCUGCACUGCCUCCUUAACAAGCAGGUGAGGGAUGAGUACGCCAACUUCUUCCACCGUUUCUACCUAUUGAAGAAAGACUUAAAAUACUCUGAGUUUUCAACUUCAUCGACGCAGGGCCCGAGAAGCGUUCAUGAGACGGGAAUGUGAUUGAAAGCACGAGAGCUCUGCUGAGCCGGCUACAGCUGCUUCUAAAGCGAGAGGCACAGAGCACAAGAGCAACAGUGCACUGACUCUCUUUGCUUGGGACUGUAACUCGCCUCUCCACUGGGACUACCCCAUUGCUGCUGCCACCCUCUCCCCAUUCUUACCUCCAUCGCUCUGUUUCAAUUUGCUACAAACUU